AUGGAGACCCUUCUCUCUCCUCGUUCUCUCUCUCCUCCUCUCAAUCCGAAACUAUCAUCACCUCAUCAAACCAAACUCACUUCUUCUUCCUCUUCCUUGUCUUUCUCAAAUCCCACCUUCUCCGGUCCAAAACACCUCUCAACCCGGUUCUCUAAACCGGAAUCUUGGAUAACAGAAGCAAAGCAAGGACUCGCUGCUCUAUCUCUCUCUCUAGCUCUCAGUUUCUCACCAGUCGGGACUGCUUUAGCCUCUGAGUUUAAUAUUCUCAACGAUGGUCCACCAAAAGAAACUUACGUAGUCGACGACGCUAAUGUUCUUAGUCGAGUCACAAGAUCAGAUCUGAAGAAGCUUUUGUCUGAUCUUGAAUACCGGAAAAAACUCCGACUUAACUUCAUCACUGUCCGAAAGCUCACAAGUAAAGCAGAUGCGUUUGAGUAUGCAGACCAGGUUUUGGAGAAAUGGUAUCCAUCGAUUGAAGAAGGUAACAAUAAAGGUAUUGUUGUUUUGAUCACAAGCCAGAAAGAAGGAGCCAUUACUGGUGGUCCAGCUUUUAUCGAAGCUGUUGGUGAAAAGGUUCUUGAUGCUACAGUUUCUGAAAAUCUUCCCGUACUAGCGACGGACGAGAAAUACAAUGAAGCGAUAUAUAGCAGCGCGAAACGGUUGGUUGCAGCGAUAGACGGGCAACCGGAUCCGGGUGGUCCAGAAGUGAAAGAUAACAAGAGAGAAUCAAAUUUCAAAACAAAAGAAGAAACCCAAGAGAAGAGAGGACAAUUCAGUCUUGUGGUUGGAGGUUUGCUUGUAAUUGCCUUUGUUGUUCCAAUGGCACAAUACUAUGCUUAUGUCUCCAAGAAGUAG
Microthlaspi erraticum is the source of this 855-nucleotide messenger RNA. Lineage: Eukaryota; Viridiplantae; Streptophyta; Magnoliopsida; Brassicales; Brassicaceae. The record is from the annotation of a GenBank genome assembly.